Molecule: messenger RNA, 555 nt
Organism: Gongylonema pulchrum
Lineage: Eukaryota; Metazoa; Nematoda; Chromadorea; Rhabditida; Gongylonematidae
Source: the annotation of a GenBank genome assembly
AUGACGCUUGUUGACGAAGCAUCGCUAGUGCUCGAGCCGACCACUAUUCCGGCAGUUGCUGCUGCGGAUGUUUUCGUGCUUGUUGGCGACCACAGGCAACUCACGCCGCUUGUUCGUUCCCAGCAACUCAGACGAGAGGGAUUCGCGAAAUCGCUACUGGAACGGUUGCAAGUGCAUCAAGCAGCAGUUAUUACACUCUGUUCACAAUAUCGCAUGAAUAGGCCAAUUGCAGAGCUUAGCAGUACUUUAUUUUACGACAGUAAACUUCGAUGUGCGAAUAACGGGGUUGCUGAAGCAUGCCUUCCCGUUGUGGCUCAGAAUCCCGCCGUUGCUGCCGAUCAUUUUUUCUCCAGACAUCCUAGGACAUGUGAGCUCUGCGUAUCGAAUGCCUUGACUGAUACUGUAGUGUUCGUGGACACCAAAUCCCGAGAAAAUGCCUCAUUUUGUGCAACAUUUGGCGACUCGGGCGUAGAAGUUUAUAAUGUCGGUGAAGCGGAAUUCGUUGUGAAUCUUUGCGAAUUGUUUAUCAAGGUUUCUUCACUGACACUGUGCUAG